AAAUGUGCCAUCCAUAGGGAGCUUCUUAAAUAUUACUGUGCUGCAGAUGCCGCCUGUAUCUGUGUGUCCUGCAGGCUGGAUGGAGAACACCAGGGACACAAGGUGGAGACUCUGGAUGAGGCUUCUGAGAAGAAGAAACAGAAACUGAGAAACGUUCUGCAGAAACUGAUGACAGAGACAGAGAAGACGGAGAAAAGAGUCCAGAGUCUGCAGGAACGUAAGGGAAGAGUACAAGAAAAAUCAGCUGGUCUAACAGAGAGAGUCACUGCCCUGUUCAUAGAGCUCAGGAGACAACUGGAGGACCUGGAGAAGAGAGUCCUGAGGGAGAUCGCCAGCCAGGAAGAGCGGCUUUCAUGUCCAUUGUCUGAGAUGAUCCAUCAACUGGAGAUAAAGAAGAAGGAUCUGUCCAGGAAGAUGGGGGACAUUGAGGAGCUGUGUGUAACAUGACCGACCCCCUGACUGUCCUCCAGGAAUCAGACACAGGGGACUUGUGUGAUACUGAGGAGGGAGAUGAUGAGGACAGAGAGAGACAUGAUAGACUCCUCCAUGAUGGAGGGGAUCUGGAUGUGGCUGGAAUCUCACACACAUUACACACAGGGAUAUCUGAUAUGAUAAAAGGGGGAAAUGUAUGCUUCAAUAAUUACAGGAAGCUUCAGACUUAUUACUGGAUGUGAACACAGCUCAGAAUAAUCUACAGAUAUUCAGAUGACAUGAAAACUGCAUCCUGGUCAGAUAGAUGGCAGAAUCGUCCAGAAACACAGAGAGAGAUUUCAGAUCUAUAGCCAGGUAUUAAGCAGUCGGAGUUUUUCCUCGGGGCGACAUUACUGGGAAGUGGUAGUCAGUGAGGGGGGAAAAGUGCGAAGUCGGAAUGUGUUAUCCCAGUAUAGAAAGGGGAGGAUUGCAGUCAGGGAUUGGAUUUAAUAACAAGUCC
Staurois parvus is the source of this 931-nucleotide messenger RNA. NCBI's taxonomy places the organism in Eukaryota, Metazoa, Chordata, Amphibia, Anura, Ranidae. The record is from the annotation of a GenBank genome assembly.